Molecule: messenger RNA, 768 nt
Organism: Aspergillus melleus
Lineage: Eukaryota; Fungi; Ascomycota; Eurotiomycetes; Eurotiales; Aspergillaceae
Product: class I SAM-dependent methyltransferase
Exons: 1
Coding region: 1-768 (255 amino acids)
Source: RefSeq, a predicted model, not a curated record
AUGUCCGAACCAAACCCCACCAGCAAUGCCCGCUUCAACGACGAAGCCGCAACCUGGGACCUGAACCCCUCCGUGCAGGAAUCUACACGUCUGGCCUUUCAGACCUUGGAACCUACUAUCCGAAGACUGUCGCUGUCACUGUCGCGGCAGAGUCAUGCCAAUGAGAUUGAUAAUACAGAUGCCGUGCUUGACGUCCUCGAGGUCGGCUGCGGGACAGGCCUCCUGACAACUCGCGUGGCGCCACUAGUACGCUCCGUCGUGGCGGUCGAUACAGCCGAUGGCAUGAUUGAUAUGUUGAAGGCGAAGGUUGCGAAUUCGUCUGGUCUUGGGAAUAUCGUCCCCAUCUGUAAAUUACUGGUGGAUCCUGAGGAUGAGGCACUCCCGGCUCAAGAUAGAACUGACCCCCACGGUCCACGGCAGAAGUUUGAUCUCGUUUUGUCGCAUCUCGUCAUGCAUCAUGUUCCCAAUCUACGGACGUUCUUGGGGACGUUGUUAGGGUGCCUGAAGCCGGGCGGGAGAGUCGUCUUGACGGACUUCGAGGACUUUGGGCCCGAGGCAAUUAAGUUUCAUCCGAAGGCGAAGUUGGAGGGCGUGGAAAGACAUGGGAUUCAGAGGGUGUGGAUGGAGGGUUUGAUGAGGGAUGUUGGGUACAGGGACGUCAAGGUGGAGGUUGGGUGGGGGUUGGAGAAGAAGGUGACGGGUUGGGAGAGUGAGGAGGAGGGCAAGAUCAUGGUGUUUCCGUUUUUGGUCUGUGAGGGAGUGCGCUGA